UAUUUCUACACAGAAUUGCAGACAUGCCAUACUUGAAUUUAGAUGGACCUGAUUUGCAACCUUCCCGGGAUCACAUCUUCCACGUGCGCUUCCCAUCGGAAUGGAAAUCUGUUGACCUCUAUGAUCUCUUCACUCCAUUUGGUAACAUCAUGAUUAGUUGGAUUGAUGAUACAUCAGCUAUGGUCGGCUUAAUGAAGAAAGACAGAGCAUCACAAGUUAAGAGUUCCAUCGAAAAGAGCUCCCUCUAUCAAGUAACACCCUAUUCAGACUACAAGAAAUCACAGUAUAUGGCUGGAGAUUUCAUUCCAUUUCCUGCGUUCCAGGAAACGCCCUCUGCCGAGGCGAAGACACCAAAAAGCCCUCGCGGAAAGAAGCGCGUUCUAGAUGAGUCUCCGGACCAAUCGUGCGAUUUUGACCCAGAGGUUGCCAGUUUCAUGUCAAGCACAGCCAAGAAGCAUAAACAGAUGGAUCCAAAUGCUGCCCCCUUUGUAUCAAGGAGGAGUGUGACUCCACCUACCUCAUCUUCAGGAGGCCUAAAGCUAGACAGAGCCAACAGUGAGGAUAAUGAAGCUGCAGCUAAGGAACCAGCCAAGCUCUUUGAAGAAUCGGCCAGUUGGUGAGGAGAUCCUUCACACGAGACGGAAUUGCAAAAAAAUGCAUUUCACUGAACAACUUGAUCCCAUUGUGCCUGAGACUUCAUGUAUGAAGCUAAGAAGUUCACAUGACAGUCAUUGAUGGAUAGAUGUCCAUCAAGCUAAGAGAUGUUCACACGACAGUCAUCCUUGAUGGGACGAUGUUUAUCAAGCUGAGAGAUGUUCACACAACAAUCAAUGUGUAUCAAGCUAAGAGACGUUUACACGAUAAUCGUCCAUGGUGGGAAGAUAUGUAUCAAGCUAAGAGACGUUCACACAACAAUCAUCAAUACUUUCAAAGUGUCCCAUCUGUGUGAGACAGAUAGAUAGGAAGAUGACUGUGAAGUGUAGACCUGUGCCCCGUCUUACAAAGAGUUAUGAUCGAUCCAAUCAAUCGUAACUCUAUGGAAAUCUAUCAGUGUCAUAAUUUUUCAGGAUAUAAUUUACAGGAUAUUUGCACAAUGUCCUUUGUAAACAAAGAGAAGCACAGUGAAUUUCCAAGAAAACAAUGCAUGAAUAUGGAUCAUAAUUAGAAAAUAUUUUGAACAAACGUGCAUAAUAGAUGUUGAUGUUGCUAGCCUUCCAUAGUUGCGAUUGAUCAGAUCAAUCGCAACUCUUUGUAAGACGGGGCCCAGGGAUCCGUCUUACAAAGAGUUACGAUUAAUCUGAUCAAUCUCAAGUAUAUGGAAAUCCAUCAAAAUCAUAAUUUUUUCUCUAGGAAAUUUGCUCAUUCUCCUUUGAAAUCAAAGAGUAGCAUACUGAAUUGUCAAGAAAACAGUGAAUAUAUGAAUUAACAUCAUUUCUAGAAAAUAUUUUGAAAGAACAAGUAAUUUUAGAUGUUGACGUUGCUAGAUUUCCAUAGUUGCAAUUGAUCGGAUCAAUCGUAACUCUUUGUAAGAUGGGCCCCUGUUCACACCACAUUUAUCAACAUUUCACUGAACUUUUUUGUCUUGGCUUGUAUAGGAGCUAUUGCUUUCAAUGUGUGUUUCCCUACAGCCAGCAAAUCUGACCAAACACAUUCAUACAUUCCAAGUGGCAUUUGACUGUUCUUUGAAAAAGAAGGGAGGAAUAGAGAGAAAUGUGCUCAGCCUACUGCCAUUUAUGUUUAUUGUUACAUUUUUGAGCAACUCUGAUCAGCACCAGACUAUCAUAGAGACUAGGUGAAUGUCUAGCUCAAUGAAACCAAUUUGAUCUAUUGAACAUGAUAUUUCACUCCAGGGAAUUGAUUGUAUCAUAUCACAGGAAAGUUCCUUCUCUCUUUCUCAUAUCAAUGUCAAGAAGUCUUCUUCAGUGGCUGAUAUGAUAAUACAUACAGGGGAAGAGGUAACCAUAGGGUGUAUUUACAUCUCCCUUAUCUGGAAAAUAACGGGUCAAAUAUAAGAACAUUUUUGGCCUCAAAAUAUCCUGAUUUCCUUUACUUUGCUUGACCAGAUAUUCUCGCAUUAAUGAUCCUGUAACGAGAAUGCACAUUAUUUUUCCCUUGCAUUAGAAUUGUUGUAGAGCACCUUCACACAGCCCUGUGAUCUUGGAUAAAUUCCUGCAAAAGUUUUCAUAAUUUGACAAGUACCUCCUAACUUCCUGGUAUUGUUUUUUUUCCUGGUUUAAAACCUGCUUUGAUAUCCUUUCACAUUGGUAAAGUAAAUGAAAAUUGCUGUCUGCAGAGGUGUGAAAGGACCAUAUAUUGUGUGUUUCUAAAGAUAGUAUGUAUUACAAAGUGAAACAUAAGUAGCCCCUGUAAUGUAAUAUACCUCCAAGAGUUUGGAGUAGACAUGUAUUCCUGAAAGAAAGGAUCCAUGCAGUGGUGUACACAAGACAGGAAAGAGUAAAUACUGGUAGCAAGUUCUUGUGAUAAGAAUCAUUGUGUGCAAUGCAAUCUUAGUAAAAAGUCAGUUGAAGAUUCCUUGAUUUAUAGAUAUUGAUCGUAUCAACAGCAUUGUAAGCAACUUGCGAUUAAUUGCAUGUCAAGUUUUGAUUCCAAAGUCAAUCAUACAUCCUGCAAUCGAUUGCACAUAUUGGUUUGCUAUGGGUGCACUCAAUAUAUCAAUUGUAAAUUUGCUUGCAAAAUCUGCAAUCAAUUGUUGAGAAGUUUCUUGCAACAGCCAUACAUUAUGAAUCAAGUAAAUGGUGUUUUGAUGAAAAAGGGCACAAAUUUACUCCCAGUCACAUUUUCCAUUUAUUUGACUUACAACGUAUAUUUACAACCGAGGGUACAACACACUUCACCUUCUGUAGGCCUCAAGCAUUGUGUUCUUUUCUUACAAUGUUGAUAAUAUUUAAAUGAUUUUGUCUGGCAUAUUAUGCAAAUAAUACGCACAAUGAGGUUUUUUUUAGGAACUGCUGACAUCGAGGUAUGUUUAUAACAGGACUAAUGCCUAGGGCCAUUGCCAAAAGCUUUUUUUUUGGCUUCUCAGUAUGGGGACAUUGUAUUAGUUACUGAAACCAUGUUACGUUUAUUUCUUAUUUCAUGAAAUUAUCAUGUGGAUCCUUGGUAUUUGAUAAGUCUACUUUAUCUCAAAAUCAUGACCAGUGUCAGUAAAUAAUUUGGGACUGUGUCACUGCUUGUACAUGUAAGUGAAAUUAUGCUUUUUAGGAAAAAAUAAGUUACCUGUAUUUUAUAGUAUUGUGCCAUUUUAGCACUCAACUACCCUCUAUUCUGAACUGAGGUGGUGAAAAUCAAACCUCAAGUAAUUUUCUGCUGCUUUUAUUUCUUAAAAUUUUCAGCUUACUCAUGGAAUUCAAAAGAAUACAGAUUGUUCUUGCUAAUGAGAAUAUCAAGUACACAGAGAAAUCACUUGGUACGUUGUGCACUGAAACCCUGUGUUAACAAUCCCUCAACCUUGAAAUGGAAACCCAAAUGGUGGAAGUUAGUCAUCCAAGGAACCAUUUCCAUGCAAUAGAACCUCUAUGCCUGUGCAUCAUCAAACUUUAUUUCAGCUGAUAAUCUUUAAUAGAACCUCAUUUUGUCUCAUUUACUGUCUCAAAUUACUACCUUAACCUCACUCUGUGCGUUCCCUGUGACGCCAGCUUGAUGCAUAUCAGUCAACUUAAAAAAAUAAAAUAAAACCCAGAAGGCGGAAGUGGUUUGCCGACUUCUCUAAAAAUCAGCGCCCCAUGCCUGCACACAAUAGAGUUAAAAAUAAUGAAUGUUGAGAUCGUUUUUAGACCUCCCUACACUGCAUAUUCUCACUGACUCCCAGGCCCACUUAAUAAAUAUGUUUAUACCGCCUGUGACCCUAACCUGAUCCUCGUCAGUCAAAUUUAAAGGAAAUGAAACCCAGAAGGUGUAUCAGUUGUCCAACUUAUCCACCCCCCAUCCCUUACACACUGUCAAGUAUUGCUGCCAGGGGCCUCUUUUUUCUUCAGAAUUUCCGCAUACUCUGCUUUACUUAAGAACACCACAUACCCUCGAUCUCUCCGACUCCUUGAUCCCUCUUUAACAUAGAUCCCCUAUGAACCCACCUCGAUUCACACCAACCAGCAAGAAACGUAGUUUAACCGAAAAGGCGGAAGUAGUUGCCUGCCUUCUCUAAAUGUCUGUUCCCUUAGCAGGAGAGGCUUUGUGCCAGCAUGCUAUUUAGAUAGAAUUUCAUAAUUUGAGGUGAAAGUUCUUUUUAAAGUCCCCAAACGUAUUUCUGAUUUCUAGACCCCAAUUUACAUACACUAUCUCCAUUGAGGCAAGGCUGCUCCCUGCCUACCAUAUAUUCCUUGUAUCGCAUAUUAUCAUGCUAAAUGUACCGUUAUUAUUGAACAUGACUGGGAAGCGUUGGCAGUACUCCAAGGUAUACAAUCAUGCUCUUUAUUAAAUUUGUUUGCAUUUCAGAAGCGAGUGAUUAUCACCAGAGUGAACUACUUAAUAGUCUUUACCAUUCAGACCCUAAUGUACCUAUAGUUGUGUUAUAGUUUGGAUUAUUAUCAAAUGAGAGUGAUAAUGGUGAUUAACAAGGGUUAUACAGGUGAGGGAAUAUCAAAAGUGUUACAGAUUCUACAAUUUUUCUGAAAAAUAGAACAAUUUUCUUGAAAAGAGUCUUCUAAAACAACUACUAUACAUCCAUGCAUGGCAGAAAAGAUAGCAUAUUAUUUUUCUACCUCAAAAGUGCAUUUUCAGGCCCAGAAAUAGUAUGAUAUUAUUAAGCUGUUUACAGUUCAUGGACUCCUCAUUUGAAAUGUAUGUAUACAAUGGAGGUGAAGAUAUGUAUGAUAACGGAGAGAAGAAAUGGUUGUUCUGUGUAAAAUUACAUUGACUCUCAACGUUAAAACCAGAGACCUGAAGUUCAGGUGAAUGCAUAAAGUCAGAGUCUGAAUAUCAAGUCUAUGCUGUCUGUCUGGGGUUUCAAAAAGGGAAUACCCUUUCCUGUACAAUAGAGAGGUUAAGAAAACGUUAUCACUUAUGCGAUGGAGUACCAAAGUGAUGACAUCACAUUUAUAUACUUUCUUUUGCAUUUCAUUGUUCAUAUAUCGCAGGAGCAUGAUCAAGAAUACCCACAGCACAAUGUAAUAUUGACCUGGUUCUCGACAUUCAGAAUCGGGCCAGUAAUGCAACACAUUGGCUUCAGUAGGGCUUAUUAGGUAUUCAUGUGGUCAUUUCUCGGGCCCUGUUGAACUGAUUCAUACCAAAUUUUAUCAUGGUUCUCCAAGGUAUGAUUGUAAGAGAAUGAAAUGAAAACUCUGUUUGUUUUUUUUAUGACCCCACACAUAGGUACUCUAAAACCCCUUAGCCUGGACUCUGAACUCAGGUUUAAAUUAAACCCUGAUUUAAAGUUGUGGUUUAACUAUGGAGAGCCAAUUGGGGCACAAAUCCCUAACAGAACACAUCCAAUUUAUUAACUCAUUUGACACUCAAAUUGUUUGGUAAUGAUAACUGAAGUAUUCUGAAGUAUUUUUCUUCAUUAUGAAAUCAACAGGAAACAAAACAGUAAGCAUAGGAGAUUAAACAUGAUUUUUUAAAUUUUGACUUUCCAUAAUUUUAGCACAGAGUUUAUAGACCGUGGUCUAAGUUAAACCUGAGUUCAGAAUACGGGCCCUUGUGUUAUUUCUUCCACCCAAGGAGAAUGAAUGAUAUGAACCACACCCACUCCCCCUUCAUCUCCAUAUUUCCAUCCAUAAUCAUUUUUCAUGGGUUGGAUGAGGGAGAUGGUUGUAUAGGUCAACUGGGUACAGAUCAGGCCCCAUCUUACAAAGAGUUACGAUCGAUCCAAUCAAUCGUAACUCUAUGGAAAUCCAUCAGUGUCAUAAUUUUUUCUAUAGGAAAUUUGCACAAUGUCCUUUGUAAACAAAGAGAAGCACAGUGAGUUUUCAAGAAAACAAUGAAUACAUGAAUAUACAUCAUAGUUGGAAAAUAUUUUGAACAACCAUGAAUAAUAGAUGUUGACGUUGCUGGCCGUCCAUAGUUGCGAUUGAUCGGAUCAAUCAAAACUCUUUGCAAGACGGGGCCAUGAUGAUUAAUGCAAUUUUAUAAAAAUGGUAGAAACCAGACCAUCUUGGACAUUUUUUUGUCUUUUUUUAAACUGAAGUUGAAAUUUUUGAGUUUGAUAUUUUGGGGUAUCUGUUUUUUGUAAAUUUUGUUUCUGUUGCUAGUGUUUUGUCUUGAAUUAUGCUUGUAAAUUAUUCCAGUUUGUGCUACUAAAAAAUGUUUGUAAAUGAUUUAUAAAAAAAUAUAUUAUAGCACAUCGCUGGUGUCUAAAUGAACGCUCUAUGAAUGGGCAAUUUUCUUGUUGCAAAGAUUUGUAAACUUCAUGAGUUGGUUGUGUUUUUUUAAAGCAACAAUAAAACUGUUAUUCUAAUGUCUGCUGUAUAUUGUUAUGUAAGAGAUGUAUGUUAUAUGUAGAUUUUGUACACUAUUGAAGAUUUUAACAAUUUUGAAUGUAAAAGUAUUUCACUUCCUAAUUUUCAUGUUGAUAUGGGGUUGAUAUCUAGGGGUUCAAAAGUCAAGUGCAAUUUAACUUUUGAUAUUUUUUCUUUUGUGUAGAAGUUAGCCACUUUUGAACUAUACACAUCCUCAUAAACAAUAUAUCAAUUUAACUUAUUUGAUUUGAAUACUCUUAUCAAAGGUUUGAAAAAAAUAUGUUCCAUUUAUUAAACUAUUUCACUGCCACACAGUUUGAAGCUUAAUGGUUGAAAAAAAUAACUCCAGUUCCCUUUACUAAUAUCUGUUGCUGAUAGUAGUUUAGGAUUUGAACUAUUUUAAUUUUCAUUCUCUCCACUGUAUGUGAUUUUCCCACUGAAAGGAAACCAAAACCCAAGAAAAAAAAGGAAUCUUAUUGGAAAGAAUAAAAUGAGAGGAACAUUUUAAAACAAGUUUCAUCAAAAUCGGUUGUGAAAUAAGCAAGUUAUGGACGGUUUAAAAAAAUCUUGUUGUAAUAUCUAUGGGGAUCUUCAAAUUGGCCACCAUGCUUCAGAAUCAUAGAUUUUGUCGACAACUCUCCAUUAGUUUUGUACACAAAUUUUCAGAUUUUACUUAUGAUCUUACAAAUUGCAUCUCACCUCCUUCCGAGCACAACAUAUAAAAUAUAAUUCACACUGCAUGAUGUCAAGGUCAGGAGGAGAUAAUGUGAAAUAUGUAAAAUAAAGGGGAAAAUCUGUUUUGGUUUCCUUUAAUACUGUAAGCAUAUUUAGGUACCUUAUCAAAAGUCAGAGACACAUAUUUCUCAUGGGAAUCCGUAAGUGGCCUUUCAAUAACAAUUCUCACAUUUUUUUCAAAGACAAAAAAAGGAAUACAGAAAAAAUGUAAUGAAAAGACGCAUAGUUUCUUUGGAGCAGGAAUCCUGCUAAAACGUGAGGCACAAGACUUUUGACAAGGUACCUUGGCUUAUCCAAAGAAUUUGUCAUUUCAUGGAUAGAAAUACAAAUUAUUUUUUCAGGUUAUUUUGGGUCAUCACUAUUUCUGUAGUUAUUGAAAGAAGUUAUCUAUGCAUUCUUACUUGCCUGUAUGUUUCUUGUAUUUUUUGUGAAAAGGUUUUUGUAUGUCGUAAGAUAUAUUAUUUGAAUGUACCCCAUUAAAUUUCUAUGGAUGAA
Molecule: messenger RNA, 7643 nt
Organism: Lytechinus pictus (painted urchin)
Lineage: Eukaryota; Metazoa; Echinodermata; Echinoidea; Temnopleuroida; Toxopneustidae
Exons: 5
Coding region: 24-620 (198 amino acids)
Biological process (GO): mRNA catabolic process
Cellular component (GO): nucleus; cytoplasm
Molecular function (GO): RNA binding; metal ion binding; poly(A)-specific ribonuclease activity
Source: RefSeq, a predicted model, not a curated record